Messenger RNA from Parus major (Great Tit), 2733 nucleotides. It is a transcript of the gene APELA, whose product is annotated as apelin receptor early endogenous ligand. Lineage: Eukaryota; Metazoa; Chordata; Aves; Passeriformes; Paridae. The record is from RefSeq and is a predicted model, not a curated record. The coding region runs from base 245 to 409 and encodes 54 amino acids. Gene Ontology annotation, molecular function: apelin receptor binding. The transcript has 3 exons. Gene Ontology annotation, biological process: heart development; apelin receptor signaling pathway.
AAAGAAAGAACGGGAGAAGGGAAGGGAGGGAGGCCCGGCCCGCAGCGCAAGCCAGGAGCCUUGGCCCUGCCUGAUCCUUCGCCCCGCUGCCGGAGGCGGCUGGCCCUGGCUCCCCGGCGGGUCCCUGGCAUGUGAGCGGGCAGGGCUGCGGGCGCUGCCGGCCCCUCACGGCCUCCUGAGCGUGCAUUUCCUCGCCGGCACACACAAACACAGCCCAGGGCUCGCCUCCGCCUGGACUGCAGACAUGAGACUCCAGCUGCUGCUUUGGGUCGUGGCCGUGCUCCUGGCGAGCCUCCUCCCAGCCUACGGACAGCGGCCAGCCAACCUGGCCCUGCGCAGGAAGCUCCACCGGCACGGCUGCUCCCACCGGCGCUGCGUGCCGCUCCACUCCAGGGUGCCCUUCCCCUGAGCCCCGGCGGAGCGCGGCCAGAAACUUCAUACUGGACCUUUCAGUGUUUUAAAGGAGCAACAGUUAAACUGAUAAGAGAAGUCUGUUACAAGUCCAGAUCAACAACAGCUGACCUGAUAGCCACUACUGUCCCAUCUUCAGCAGUCCUGUCUGUCACAUUCUACUGGACCUGGACUAAAGGCCCCAGUCUCACACCCUAAGAACUGGUGGGGGGAGAAGGGUGGUGAUGGGGGAUGUACAGGGACUUACUUGGUUGAAUCAUUCCCUGCAAAUUAUUUGUCUCUCACAAUCAGAAAUGAAAGUUAAAGAUCAAAUCAAACAUCAGGUACUUGAGCUAGAUUUCCAGGGGCAGUAAGAAGGGAGGAUUUGUCCAAGGGCACUCUUGAUGGUAUAUGAUGUUCAGACUGAGUGAAAUUGAAAGUGCUGUUGACUACUCAGUUCAGGCUGUGUAUACAGCAGUGUUGAGGAUGAAAUAGUAUCAGACUCCAGCAAGGAAUUGUGAAAGUCCAUUUUUUGUUUAUAUUUCUAUAUAUUAAUAAUAUAUUCACAUGUGUUUUAACAUCUAACAUUACAUCUUUAUGGAAUUGCCUUAAUAACAUAGAAUGCAUUACUUUAAUAGUACCAAAGUCAGCACCACAGUAGGGGUCCCACUGGCUUCAUGUAUAGUAAGCAUAGUAAGAGUUUACAAUAUAAGAAAGCAAAGAGGGUGUUAUCCCUCAUUCUAUAGCUGGAGAAUUGAAGCACACAGAGAUAAGAGAUUACCCAAGGGUCAUGCAAAACUGAUAACUCAGAUCUCUCAAGCCAGGCCUUAAGGUCAAGCCCAUCUUCCUGUCUAAUGAGCUGUUACUGCAAAGCCUAUCAUUUGUUUUCUUAAACUGGGCUGCCAAACCAGACAGUUAAAACAUGCCUAAAAAUUCAGUACUACAGAGCUAUUUGCUUAACAGUAGUUUUCCUAAAAUACCCACUAAAGUAUUAUAAAUAGAGCAUAAAAAUAGACCAUUGAAAAGAAACCUUUGUUUGGUCAGCCUGAGUGUUGCAUAGGACUCUAUUCCUGUAAUUUACAUGAAUGGGAUAUUUGAACAUAGCACUACAAUGAAUGAGGACUUCAAACACAAAACAGGCUGUUCUUUUCAGCACUGGAAGUCAAGAAUACAUUCAGCUUUUAGUCUGAGUUUUGCUCUUAAAAAGAUAUGCUUCACAUCUGCCUUUUAUAUUAGCAGAAAUUACCUACCUACAUAUAAAGGAAAAGAUGUUAGCCCUUUCAUUAGCAUAACUAAAACUACCUGAAAAUAAAACAUACCCAGAUUUUAAGUCAUUGCACCAGACUUGAAAUGUCAACAUUUUUCACAAAAUAUAUAAAGACAAGCAAAGAUCAGAAGUGUUGUGGUGGUUUAAAUCUGGUAUUACAUUUUUUUCUUACAACAUACGGUUUCUAAUUAAUGAAGGAACAGCAAUUAAAAAAACUGGAUAGCUGAAACUUUCUAAUCAGUGUGCAUACACAACCCCUUAUCUCUAAGAACUUGAAACCUUACUUGAAUUCAAGCAGGCAGAGUUUAACAGGAGUUACAAAUUUCUCUACCUGAAAGAAAAAUAAAAUUGAACCAGACCCAGUUCUGGAGUUGUGUAAAACCAUCAUAAAAGGAUGGUCAAACUUACCUAAAUCAACAAACAGUCCUGCAGGUAAACUUUUAGAGUCUUGGAAAAAAAACCACAAAAAACCAAAACCAAAACAAAAACAAAAAAAAAAACCCAACAGUUUCCCAGAGGCAUUCUACCACAUAUAUAUAUAUAAAAAUUAUUUAUUUAACUUGGCUUUGAUAUCUAUUCUUGGCUAUCUCUGUUUAGAAGUACAGGUAAAGAGUGUGGGAAAGCAAUAAAGGUGAAGAGUAGCUCUUUAACAGUUAUGUCUUAUGAAUGAGUAUAUGGAUCUACUGUGGCACUGGAUCUUACAUAAAACCACAAUUAUAGAGUUAAAUCUGAUCAAAUUGUAAAAAAUACUUAAUAUAUCUAUCAGAAAGCUAUAAAUGUAUGUUCUUUCACAGAAGAAAAAAUAAAACACCACCCUAGGAAGCCUGCUAUAAGUCUACAAAAUUAUUCUAAAUAUCUGUUCUUUAAAGGCAUUCUGAUACCAUAAAAUCUGCUUUGAAAAAGGCAUCUAUUGUGAACUUUGGUAGAUAUGUUUAUCAACUAGCUGGUUGAUUGUAUAUUUUGUAAAAAGAUAGUAUGUAUUUCAAAUAAUAUCUUACUUGAAAUUUUGUACACUCCUCAAAGUCUGUAUUCUUCAGCUGUCAAAGGCAAUGCAUCUAAAGAAAAUUGAGAACUUG